Messenger RNA from Nematolebias whitei (Rio pearlfish), 1207 nucleotides. Its product is annotated as voltage-dependent calcium channel gamma-6 subunit. The transcript is spliced from 6 exons. Gene Ontology annotation, cellular component: membrane; L-type voltage-gated calcium channel complex. Gene Ontology annotation, molecular function: calcium channel regulator activity. The record is from RefSeq and is a predicted model, not a curated record. Gene Ontology annotation, biological process: regulation of calcium ion transmembrane transport via high voltage-gated calcium channel. Lineage: Eukaryota; Metazoa; Chordata; Actinopteri; Cyprinodontiformes; Rivulidae. Bases 116 to 976 code for a protein of 286 amino acids.
AAAGGUUUUGCACGUAGAAAACAACACGUUGGUUUCAUUUUAAAACUGAACUGCCCCUUGGUUACCAAACCCCGUUUGAUUUGUCCGCUGUGGCUGCUGUCUUUUUUCAUACGAAAUGUGGUCGACCUUUUUUCUGACGGAUGAAGAUGGUCGCACGGUGGUCCCAGGAAGUGCAGGAGGGGGUGGAGGGGUUGCACCAGGUGGACCAGCUCAGGGUGCCGGGGGCCUGGCAAGCCUGAUGGGUGGACGUACUACGUUUGGCGGGAACAAACGUCGCAGGACAACAUCAACAGGACAUGUCAUGAGUGAAGCUCAGGAGGGAAAGAUAAAGCUUGCUUUCUUCGUGGCCAUUGUGGGCGUAGUUCUGACGGUCCUCGGUGUUGGAACAGAGUUCUGGGCUGAACUUUCUCCUCCGAAGCACUUCUAUAACAACCAGACUUGUCUAACAGCCCACUACGGCCUGUGGAAAGGUUGCAUCCGGACCCUGUGGGUGGCUGAUAUCGACCCAGAACGCGAGAGCUGUGGCCCUGCAGAACUUCCUGGAGAUUCAAACUGUACCUACUUCAAGUUUUUCACUACAGGAGAAAACGCUGUCAUGUUUCAGAAGACAACAGAGAAGAACCUGAACGUGGCAGCAGCAAUGUUGGCCUUGUUCAGCCUCUUCCUGAUGGUGAUGGGAGCCAUCUGCAUCACCAUGUCUCUCAGUAAAGAGAUCCUGUUCUUCCUAAAGCCUGCGUCCAUCUGCUUCAUCCUGUCAGGAGUUUUGGUGCUGCUGUCUCUCCUGGUUUUCCACCAGUCGGUCCUGGCGUUCUUGGCGAGCGACCACACGGUUCCUCUCCACCACGAGCUCUCGUGGUCGGUCUCGUGUCUCGGCUGUGCGGGUGCCGUCCUCAUCGUGGGAGGGAUCCUCUUCCUGCUGCUGGCGCUGCCCUGCAGCCCCUGGCAGAAGUGCCUCCCUCACAAGAACAACAGUUAGUGGUGUGGAGGUGAUGAGGUACUUUAUGAGGAGGAAGAGGGGCAGAGAGGUGAAGGUGUUUCCCAGAUGUAUCCCAGCAAAAAGAUCACUUUCUCUGUUGACUUUAGAUCAGUUGAAAGCGCAACUAAAACCUGUGGUGAUAACUGGCAUCUACCAAAGACAAACUAUGGUGACCGUGAGGUGUAAAUGAAUGACAUUUGAAAAAAACAGAAUUACAUUUGACCCCCCCCC